Messenger RNA from Oncorhynchus gorbuscha (pink salmon), 3171 nucleotides. Its product is annotated as dyslexia-associated protein KIAA0319-like. Gene Ontology annotation, cellular component: cytoplasmic vesicle; plasma membrane. The transcript is spliced from 12 exons. The record is from RefSeq and is a predicted model, not a curated record. Lineage: Eukaryota; Metazoa; Chordata; Actinopteri; Salmoniformes; Salmonidae. The coding region runs from base 66 to 1784 and encodes 572 amino acids.
UUUUACAAGCAUGAGCUGAAGUUUAUUUCCUGGAUUAAUUAGAAAAGGGCACACAGCAGUCACACAUGUCUGACAGUCCUAAUGGAUGGAAUAUCUCUUACUUUACAGCGGCGAGAAGGAACCAGACCCCCAAAGCCGUCACCCUCCCAGUAACCCAGGUCGUGUCACUUCCUGCCAGCUCAACCAUCAUCAACGGCAGCCAGAUUUCUGAUGAUGGAGUGAUCAUCAGCCAUCACUGGGAGCAGGUUGGAGGUCCAUCCAUAGAGCUUGGAGCUUUCUCGGACACACAGAUUCUCAACCUAUCCAACCUUGCCCCUGGGGAGUACACAUUCAGGUUGACCAUUACAGAUUCUGCCGGGUUGUCAGACUCCUCCAUGGCUACAGUGAAAGUCAUUCAGUCAGUGGAGAAUAACCAAAUGCCCUACCCCAGCCAUGUCACUCUCACCUCCAGCCCUGGCCUUGCUGCUACCCUGGCCCACAGGCAGGAUGACCCUACUGCAGCUACCCCCUCUACUAGUGCCUCUGUCACUCAGAAGACAGAGAACAAAAGCACCCCCAUAGCUGAGGUCAAGGUGUCAAACGGAGCCCCUGUGGCUAUAGUGGGUCCUAACAGGCAGCUGACCCUCCCAGUGACCAGCGUCACCUUGGACGGAAGCAGCAGCACUGAUGACCACGCCAUCACCAGCUACCACUGGCACACCAUCAGAGGUCCUCCAGGGUCAAGGACACAGGGUGUGGACAAGCCCAUAGCCAUAGUAACGAGCCUCAGAGCGGGCCGCUAUACAUUUAGUCUGACUGUGAGUGACCAGGAAGGGCUGAAAGACAGUGCCUUACUCACAGUCAGGGUUCAAGAGGCCAGAAGCCUUCCACCUGUAGCACAUGCCAGUGGCAGCCACACCCGAGCCCUGCCCAACAACUCCCUGGUACUCAGAGGCUCAAUGUCGGAUGGUGACCCAGCCACGGUGGACUUCCUCUGGGUCCGGGACAGUCAGAGCCCUGCUGCUGGGGAGGUGCUGUAUGGUUCAGAGCAGCAGGCCUCCGUGUACCUGGCCAACUUGGUGGAGGGGACCUAUCUGUUCCAGCUGCGUGUCACAGACACCCAGGGACGCAGCAGCACCGCCACAGCCACCAUGGAAGUGCGGCCAGACCCUGGUGGUCGUGAGGAGGUGGAGGUGGAGAUGUUGGUGGCGCUGGCCCAGGUGAGUGUGUCACAGAAGGACACCGUGCUCAGACAGUUGGCCGCACUGCUCCAUGUCCUGGACAAUGGCAUCCACCUAAGGGGCCUAUGGGGACACUCAGAUAUCAGGUAUUUGUGCCUGCUCUGCUGCUCGGGCUGUGGGACGUGUGACCCAAUCAACAUGGAGUGUGUCUGUGACCCCUUUUGGACAGAGAACCUCAUUCGCAGGUUCUUUGGCGACGGAGAGAGCAACUGUGAGUGGCAGGUUCUCUACUUCAUCCUGUCCUUCUUCAUGGUCAUUGUCUUCAUCGUGACAGUCACCUGGACGUGUGUCUACUGUGUCUACUGCUGCAAAAGGAGGAGGCGCACUAAGGUCGGGAAGAAAACCAAGUACACUAUACUGGACAACAUGGACGAACAGGAGAAAAUGGAGCUGAAGCCCAAAUACAACAUCAAACACAGGAGCACGGAGCACAACUCCAACCUCAUGAUGUCCGAGUCAGAGCUGGACAGUGACCAGGACACAGUCUUCAGUCGAGACCGACCGGUCCGGAGCAGAAACCGGACCAAUGCUCAGGCUUCCCACAACGGGAACACCUACGGAUGAGCAGGAACGCACAGAACUGGGGUGGUUAUUGUACAACAUGAGUGAAACCCACUCUUGGGAUUAUGGCCGGGGUGCACAGCUCGAGUGCCAUAGUGUCUGCUUGUUUUUGGUCUUGUCUUCUAUUCAAAUACUGGUUUCGACCAGAUGUGUACUUUCUAUGACAACUCAGCACCAGGGAGAUGUGAAAAUCCAAGGGCUGUAGGAUAGUAGAGUUGGGCAUCCCUGGAUUCUGGGAACUAACAGUAGCAUUAACUUUACAUGCAUACAGACAGUUUGAAUAAUUUGACACUAAGGAUGAAGGUGCUAUUUGUGAGGAGGUUCUGUGGCCUCACAUACUUCUACAGAUUGGUGAAUGUACAUACAACUACCCAUUAUGCAUACUAGUCUACCGACUACUACUGACCUUUAACUUUGCCUUGUUAUCCAAUGUUUUUUUACUGUCAUUAUUUUGUAGGAAAUGGAGACAAGCCCAACCCUGGUUGUGAGCAUCUGACGCCUCUCCUGUAAAUGUUUUGACAAAUUGGAUUUGUCAAAAUGGCUAGAUGGAAAAGUCUAAAUUCUUAUGUUUAGUACCCAAAGUCCAUCUUGUGAUGCUACUCGUGAAUCAUUUAAUCAGAAUCAAACUCAAUUUAUCUGUGAUCUCUAUGAGUGUCUUGGACUUAGACACAAUACAUCACAGCAUUAUAUUGUAUUUGACCUACUGUUUUGAGUUAGCACACUUGUCCUCGAAAACUAGUUGUAUAGUUUUGGUAUCUUUCUCAUUUUAAAGCUUCUUUAUGCUAAAUAAGCAUAAUGGGUCUUGUAAAUGGGCCCGAAGAAACAGAACCAGCCAUUUCAUGGGACAAGCCAUAAAGGUGCCAAAAUGCACUAUAAGCCUGUGGCUAACAGAGACCCUAUUAUAUCCAAGUACUUGGUAAUGCAUCCAUUCUUCCUUCCCUUGGCAAGAUCUAUUAUCUAACUUGAACAUGGUGGGUAACAUGCUUUCAAUCAAUAAUUCCUUUGCGUAAUGAUGGAUUUUUCCCCUCUCAUUCACUGUCAGAGAAUGUCUGAUUACAUGAGUGUAGUGCCAAAUAAUUAGGACACACAGUUUAAGGAUUAAGAAGAGGACAGAUCAAAUUGAUAAUUAACAUUACUAUGCAGGACAGGUAGCCAUUGAUGGAAUGGAUCAAAUACUUGACAUUAAACCAACAUAAGCAUGUCCAAUGGUUGCUUUACAUUUUUCUUCCCGUAAGGGACUGGGGAGAUAUUUCCCCAAUAUGGACAGAAACACUAACAGCCAUGUUAUAUUCAUGGCUUUUUCCCAUUACACCACCCAAUUUUUGGUAUUUGCUCUGUUUACAACUACCAAUGUUUUUACAGAAAAUUAAAUGCAUCAAAUCAAUGAACA